CUAUUGAAGCUCCCAUGCCUUCCAUCGCUUCGCUUCGCUGAUGAUCCAAGCAUGCAAGCAGAAAGCAACCGAAAUGCGUCUCCGGGAGUUGACGAAACCAGCUCCAAAUCCAACGGCCAGACAUAUCCGCAUGUCGUCGCCGCUGCCGCUAAUUCUUUCGGGGAUGGUCUGUUGAGCGACUCGGACAAGUUCUACGCGAAACUCGCCCAGUUCUUCGAGUCGACUGGGCUGAGCCUCAUCUUAAAUGCCAGGGAGACAACCUUGGACUUGUUUCAGCUGCACAAGGAAGUUGCAAGAAGAGGAGGAUUUCGCCAGAUUAACAAAAGGGGGAAAUGGGAGGAGAUUGUCUUAGCCCUUAAGUUGGAAAGCACGGCUCCCACGAUAGCUACUCAAGUUCAAAGGCUUUAUGCACAUCUUCUUUAUAACUUCGAGCAGUCCAUUUCUAGGACUAGGAGUGCUCCCAAACCGCCUGCAGUCUCAUACUCAUUCUCAGUGUUGUCUGAUGACUUUGCAGGCCUUAAUUCUUCGAACAGCAAGAGCCCUGCCCUCAAGCGGAACAAUAAGAACAGUUCUCCUGUGCUGAUUGAUAUAGAGGAUUAUCCUGAGGAGAAGAAGUUGCGCAAAGAGGCUAUCAAAUUGCCAACAGAAGAAAAACCAGCUCAGGAGAUGGCAGCGAAGCUUAAGGAGAGCAUGAAAAUCCCAAAAGCUCCGCUUGCGACACGGAGUGCAUAUCAGCUCUUCCUCAGCAAGGAAUGUGCUCGGCUAAGAACCCUUCGAGGAGAGAGUCAGGAGGGCCAAGAUACUCUGAGGGUGGCCAUUGAUGUGUGGAGACAACUUACUGAAAAAGAGAAGGAGCCAUAUAUCGAGGAAAGUAGAAAGGAUAGGGAAAGAUACGAGCAAGAAAUGGCUGCUUUCGCCAAGAAUGGGAAAAUGCAAUAUAAGUUUACGAAGAAAAAGAAAGCCAGUUUCCAGAAAACCCAAGAUGAGAAUGGCAUUCAGAAGAAGCACCUCGACAAUGUCUACAAAGUCGUCAAUCUGACUCCGUUAGAAGAUCCCCUAGUUCCGCGUGCAGAUCAAUCCAUCGUUGAUAUAGCCAUGGAGACGACAGAGAAUGCACCGACAGACCAGCUGCUCCACUUCAACUGGGACGAGUUUUGUGGUUCACUUGAUGUAGCGGAGUAGUUGAUCAAAGAAGCAGCGAUCUUUUGGUGGAGUUUGAUUUUGGACUGGGACCGAGGAUAACCUUGUUAGUUCGGCUGCAAAGUUGACACUCUCUUUUUGCCGAGGUCUAGGAGUGUCUGUUUAGUUGAUGAUGGAGAUGCAACUCUCCUGUCCACUUCUUGAGUUGCUCUGUUUCUGUCUUGUUCAUAUGAUGCAAAGGACCAUGUCAGAUAGCUCUAUACAGCUUUGGACAUAUUGAGCCAUCAGUUUCAGUUAUCAGAUGAGCAUGGGACAAUGUCAUUUUGCUUGC
Molecule: messenger RNA, 1471 nt
Organism: Rhodamnia argentea
Lineage: Eukaryota; Viridiplantae; Streptophyta; Magnoliopsida; Myrtales; Myrtaceae
Product: high mobility group B protein 10-like
Exons: 6
Coding region: 52-1182 (376 amino acids)
Molecular function (GO): DNA binding
Source: RefSeq, a predicted model, not a curated record